GCGCCGACUCCCGCGGGGGGCGCUCCUACAGACCGUUGAUCGGCCUGUGAAAUCGCUCCCUCAGGACCUCCCCCCUCCCCACCCCUACGCCAACGGUUCUUGCGGCGGCGACUCAUGUGGGGGUUCGGGCUCCUGCGGUCGCCGCCGCUGCUGCUUUUGCUGCCGCAUUUCGGAAUAGCCGCCUCACGCUCUCAGGCCGGAACCAUGAACUUGGAAGGCAGCAGCUCUGCGAGAUGCUCCCCCUCCGCCGAGGGGCGUCGGCACCAGUGUCUGCAGCUGUCCACGGUGCCGGGAGCCGACCCGCAGCGCAGCAACGAGCUGCUCCUGCUGGCGGCGGCGGUGGGACGGGAACGGCGGGAUCUCUCUGGAGACCGGGCGGAGGAGGAGCUGCAACCGCCACCCCAGCAUCACGUUUUGUAUUUCCCCGGGGAUGUGCAGAAUUAUCAUGAAAUCAUGACCCAUCAUCCUGAGAAUUAUCAGUGGGAAAACUGGAGUCUAGAAAAUGUUGCCACCAUUUUAGCUCACCGGUUCCCCAAUAGUUAUAUUUGGGUGAUAAAGUGUUCCCGAAUGCAUUUGCACAAAUUCAGCUGCUAUGACAAUUUUGUAAAAAGUAAUAUGUUUGGUGCUCCAGAACAUAAUACUGACUUUGGAGCUUUUAAGCACCUUUACACGUUAUUAGUUAAUGCAUUUAACUUAAGUCAGGACAGUUUGCUAUCAAAGAAGAAUGUGAAAGAUAUGAAUGAGGACUCCAAAGCAUCUAAUUGUAGAGCCAGUUCCUCUCAUACUACUACUAAUGGUUGCCAGGGAGAAAAAGAGAGCCCCUGUGAAAACUUUGAGUCUGCCAUGAGUUUUUAUCCACCAUCACUAAAUGGUGCUUCUUUUACUUUGAUUGGAUUCAGUAAAGGUUGUGUUGUUUUGAAUCAGUUGCUUUUUGAACUGAAAGAAGCUAAGAAAGACAAGAACAUAGAUGCUUUUAUCAACAGCAUAAGAACAAUGUACUGGCUGGAUGGUGGUCAUUCUGGAGGAAGCAAUACUUGGAUUACUUACCCAGAAGUCUUGAAAGAAUUUGCACAAACAGGGAUUAUUGUUCACACCCAUGUAACACCUUACCAAGUACGUGAUCCAAUGAGAUCCUGGAUUGGAAAGGAGCACAAAAAAUUUGUUCAGAUACUUGGAGAUUUUGGUAUGCAGGUGACUAGCCAAAUACAUUUUGCAAAGGAAGCUCCUUCCAUAGAGAAUCACUUCAGGGUUCAUGAAGUAUUUUGAGACUAUAAGAGUAUUAAUGUAUUUGUUUAAAGAGAAGAAGCACUUUGAGUUUUAUAAAUUCAGAUAAUGACAUGUAAUUCAUAGAUAAUGUAUCCAUUUUGGGUGGAAGGGAACAUACAUUCCUAAAAUAUAAAUGUAAUGUGCAAUAGUAUUUCUUGCUUCUCUGAAUGUGAACCGUUUUUAAUUUGGACUGGGUUAGAAUUAGUUCACUUGAAAUCUAAAAGGUGGUUUGAUAAUCCUAUGAGGAGAUAUAAGACCCUUAAUAAUGAAAGUUACAAUACAGUCCUUGUAAAAGGUAAUUAAAGUUAGUUUGAAAGUUUAUUUUCUGAGUAAUGUCUAAUUUUCGUGGUAUUUUAACAGUAAUUACCAAUUUUGGCAUUGAAAACUCUUAAGUAGAAACACUCCAUUUCUCUUCAAAGGCACACAGAUAUUUUCCAUCGUUUUGGAAUAACUGUACCCUGCCUUUAUGUUUUGUCAACUCAUGGAGUCAUUCUUUAGUGUGCCACGAAGUGUUUUUUCUCAAGUCAAAAUAUAUUUGUUUCCAAAUACCCAAGAACAUGCAGUAGUGUAAAGUUGGUUUUUAAAAACAUUACACUUAAGCACUAUGGCUAAAUUUUUAAUUGACGACUUUUGGCUAAGACAUUUUGGAGUUUCUUAAUCUUGGCCAAAAACCAGUUCUUUUGGGAAAAUUGUUUUAAAAUGAACAUAAUUAUGUAAAUUGGAUAAAAAUAUAUUACAGAUUGAAAAUUUUUUCAUAUCAGUCUUUUGAGAUCAUUUUAGGUAAAAUAAAUAUAUAAUAUUCUAUUUGUUAGUGCUCUGUUGACAAGGGGACAGAUUCUAUAGAUCUAAGUCAGUGUUUUCUCCAGAAGCAUGAUUUUUGUCUGCCAAAAGAAAGCAGCUCUCUUUGGCUGGAAUACAAAAAUUAUAUUGCUAUAAGAAAAGUUACAAGGGAAAGUUUGAAGACAUAUUUUAAUUUUGGCUCAAAAACUGAAUUUGCUUAACAGUGCUACAUAAUUUGGGUGAGGUUUCCUUCUGCCUGUUUUUCUUGACCUAGAUAAAUACUUUUUGAGAAACCAAGAUUUAGUUAAUGUCAACCAACACUGAAACAUAGCUGUGUGGUUAAAGUAAAAGGUGAGUGGUCACUUUUUUAUUGUUUAAUUGUAAUUAGCUUUUUCAGGGCAUGAAAUAAAGCAGGGAAGAAGUAACAUGCUGCUUUCAGACUGAAAAAAAUAAAGACUGAAGCUUAGUAUCUUAAUAACCCAGAGGACCUAAAUUUACAAAACCAUGUAGAAUGAAAACGUUGUUUUUCCCCCCAGAAUAUUUAAUGUCUCUAUAAAUGUAUUCCAAAUAUUGGGACUUAAGAUUCUUAGCAAAUGCUUAAAAGUAACAUUCUUUAAUUCUAAAAAUUAGAGUAGUAGUUCUCAAUUUUUUAAGACAAAGUAGUUUUAUAGUGCUUCAGUUUAUUUAAAUUCCUGUUCGACACCAAAAAUUUGCAACGAGUCAGCCUGAUUCCAGUAUUUUAUUAAAGUAUCAUAAUUUGCUUCUUUCAAUGUUUCAUUAUCCUUGGUUAAAUUCAUGUGUAUCUGAUGUAAAAUAGCUAAGUUACUGAAUGCUCUAAUGAGGAGGGAAGGAAAGACAUUUAUUUUUAUACAACUGAUUAAAUGAAAAAUUUAAUUUCAGCAGGAUUCAUUAAAAAAAAAAGGUAUUUAAAAUCUGGGUUCUGUAGCUAUCCAGUCAUGUGAAUGCUUAAUUGUUGUAUGUUGAAUAGAUAUUAAAAAUAAGUCACUGGACACCUGGAACUACCAUCGCAUUUAAAUGAGACAGUGUUGGAGAGUAUUUCUUGAAUUAAAAUGUUCGUUUAUCCAUAUUCAAAUAUUUUAAUCCUUCAAAUUUGUUGUUUCUCCACUUUUGUUUAGAACUAUUAUGAAUGUUCGUGUAUUCUUUUGAAUUGUGCCUUUGUGUCUGUGUCAAGUCAACUGAGAAAAGUCAUACAAAUAAUGUGAAAGUUACUGCCACAGCAUGAAUGUACGAUUGUAUUAAAUUUAAUCCACAGAAGUCUGUUUGGAUGUGCUUUAUGUUACUCUAUUUGU
Molecule: messenger RNA, 3356 nt
Organism: Pteronotus mesoamericanus
Lineage: Eukaryota; Metazoa; Chordata; Mammalia; Chiroptera; Mormoopidae
Gene: CUNH2orf69
Product: chromosome unknown C2orf69 homolog
Exons: 2
Coding region: 115-1266 (383 amino acids)
Cellular component (GO): mitochondrion
Source: RefSeq, a predicted model, not a curated record